Molecule: messenger RNA, 693 nt
Organism: Cydia splendana
Lineage: Eukaryota; Metazoa; Arthropoda; Insecta; Lepidoptera; Tortricidae
Exons: 5
Coding region: 1-693 (230 amino acids)
Source: RefSeq, a predicted model, not a curated record
AUGGUCUCACAAAUAUUCAGAAUAAUCCUCCUCAUACUGAUAACGCCAGUGAUAGCCAAGAAAGUAAAGCUAGGUCCACACUGGGACCACCGCGAGCGCACGACCUGCGACGAGUUCGGUCGGUACGCGCGCUUCAAUCCUUACGCGAUGACCAACGAGUCCUGGUUCGUGUUCUACUACUGGGCCCCGCAGCCGAGCUCCUUCUAUUUCCAUUUUGACUUGCCCACGAAGAAAAACUACACCUACCUCCACAAAAACCUGGACAACCGUGUGACUAUUCCCGUCAACUGGACGGCUAAACACGUCAUGCUUAGAAUAAAGGCGGAACUAUCACUACUAGUGGAACUAGGAGACAGAGGACAGUACUUGAUGUAUAACGUGAAGACGGCUCUGGGUCUGCAUAAGGCAGGUAAACAACUGACGCCAUUGGAGGUACGCAUGAAACAGACGGGAGAUAACAAGAUCGUUGGUAUGAUGGUUUGCAAGAAAGACAUAGUAUUUGCCAUGGCGCGGCUAAAAGAAUUGCCUCGCAAGAAUGAGCUUCAAGAUGCAGCAGGACGCCUCAACUACCGGAGCCGCGGCGGCAAAUCCUAUCUCUACCAAGGUCACCACUGGAUGCCUAUACCCGAACAGGACGAAAUGGCUUACUGGGGUCCACGAGCUGAAUACUUCACAUCUGAGACGGUUUGGUGA